This is a messenger RNA of Homarus americanus (American lobster), 1955 nucleotides long. RefSeq names its product pro-resilin-like. The transcript has 3 exons. Gene Ontology annotation, cellular component: extracellular matrix. The coding region runs from base 27 to 311 and encodes 94 amino acids. Lineage: Eukaryota; Metazoa; Arthropoda; Malacostraca; Decapoda; Nephropidae. The record is from RefSeq and is a predicted model, not a curated record.
CUCCACCCGCCCACACCUCACCCACGAUGGCCGCCCUCAAGGUUCUAUUGCUGACGGCGACGCUGGCGGUGUUAUCCUGUGUCCUGGCAGUGCCUCAGCUGAGAGACCCCCAAGCAAACGUGCCCCGCUACGAGUUCGGAUACGAGGUAAAUGCCCCGGAUUAUGGCAACGACUUCGCCCACGCUGAACGUCGGGACGGUUCGGACACAUCGGGGCAAUACCGUGUCCUCCUCCCUGAUGGCCGUAUGCAGAUCGUCUCCUACACCGUCAAUGGAGACUCAGGAUACGUGGCUCAAGUCUCCUACGAAUGAGCAGCCCCUCUCCCGGCAACAAACUCAAACGAAAAACAAACAAAUAACGAACUCAAAACAAUAAUCAAAUCUUCUGGCAUCUUGGUAAGAGAUGUAAUAAAACAGACACAAUAAAAAAUAAAUAAAAAAGAAUACGUAGAUGAAUAAUAUAAAUAUGCUUAGAGGCUUAGAGAAAUACUGACGAGGCGAGAAUUAUUGGUAUAAAAAAGACGUCCAAAAACAGUAUUAUCUAUGUAGAACUAAGCCUUAUAACUCAUUCCAAAGUCUUAUAACACUCCAAAGUUUUCUAACACACUACAAACCUUUUUAACUCACUACAAGUCUCGUAACUCACUACAAAGUCUUACAGCUCACUUUAAAGCCUUACAAUUCACUACAAAGUCUUACAGGUCACUUUAAAGCCUUACAACUCACUACAAAGUCUUACAGGUCACUUUAAAGCCUUACAACUCACUACAAAGCCUUACAACUCACUACAAAGUCUUACAACUCACUACAAAGUCUUACAUCUCACUUUAAAGCCUUACAACUCACUACAAAGUCUUACAGCUCACUUUAAAGCCUUACAACUCACUACAAAGUCUUAUAACAAUGUGCCUCACCUGGUAAUGUGUUCAGGCUUAUCAAUGACAUACUUCCACAGAUUUUUGUCCAUAUUGUAUUGUUGCUUCCUUCUGCUUGUUGCUAUUGUCACUCAAAUUAGUUAAAAUGACAGUUGUAGAAAUUACUUGAAAUGUAGAAGUUACAUGUAGUGAUUCUUUGCUACUUGAUAUGUAAAGGUUACUUGUAGAAAUUACUUUAAAUGUAGGAGUUAGUGGCGUGUGGUGUCAUAUCUCAGGAACUCUCGCAUGAAGACACAACCUGACGUAAGAAGUUCUCCUUCACCACCACUCCCUCCCUACCUUCACACAGGCCUCUUGAACGUGUCUGCAGGUCUAUAUUAUUCUCAAUCAUAUUCCUUGUAAUUAUUAAGUACGCAGAUGGAUUUUUUCCUUCAAAUUAAAAAAAAAAAAUGUAAGAUAUCUGGUUCUCGAUAGUUGAAUCACCUAAAUCUUAUCACCACCACCAACAACAACGCAUUAAAUAGCUUUAGACACCACUGUAGUUUCUAGUGUUUUCAGGAGCUUCAAGAAAUACUCCUCAAACAGAAGUAUAAUAAGAAUCUCCCCUCAUAAGUCUAGUCGCCAGUACCACGUAAAAAAAAUUGUGGAUGUAAUUUUACUAUAUUUUUUAGCUAAAUAUGUUUAGUUUUUCUUUGUUUUUCGGGAAAGGUUUGUUCGUGUAAUAUCUUAACAAAACUUAAAUAAUCGCAUUGUUUAUCUCUAUAUCAAGAUUUAUGUUUUAAGAUAUUUUAUAUCUUUAAAAAUAAAUAUAUAUAUAUAUUGUAAAGUAAUAUUUAAUAAUACUCUGCUUUCAUCUCCAUGUACUGUACUUUAGGUGUGUAUCUCAAUGUAAUAAUUAUCUUUUUAGAAAAUGUACUUUUUAAAGCUCUCUUCUGUUUGUAAAUGUUUCGAGACUUGUUUCACUUAGUGCCAUUCCACUUACCUUGAUCACUGUAUAGUAUUAACAUAACACGAAAUUUUUAUAAUGCUUGAAUCUGUAAAUCCUGAAAAUAUUUUUUAAUAAAAUAUUCUCUAAUAUAUA